CGACGUCUCCAGUCCACGUCUGCGCCCGCCGCCCCGCCCAGUCCCGCGACUCCCGCCCAUCCCACCCAUGGAGGCCAUCGCCGUCCACAAGUCAGAGUCCCCCCCACCGUUGCAGCCUAGCGUGAUGGACGCAAAGUCAGCCGCAAAAUCCACGCAUAGCCAUGCAAAGAACUCGGGGUUCUCGCCCUUCGCACAGUCAACCCAGUGCGCUUCAAAACGAACAACGCGUCAAAGCGACGACCACAACAGGUCUAGUACUUUGAGAGAGAGCGGCAAUGUACCAGCGGUGGGAACGGAUACUCCGACCGGCCCUAGCCGACAUCGUCCCAGAAAGAGCCUUCUUGGUAGCUCCGAGGCAACUGCUGAAAACUCCACAAGGUUUCCCGCCCGCCAUCAAUCUCUGAAGAGAAGGAGGAAAGACUCUCCAGGCGAGUCCUCCGUGGAAGAAGAGUCCAGCGCGACUAGCCGGAGCAACGCCCGAAAUACCAUAGAGAGCGCCCCCCAAAGGGGUCAGCGUCAAUCCGUUAGAGUCUACCGUCAGUCUGCUUCGGGUAGCGAUGACGGUGAUAUUGCUCUUGUCGAUGGUCCGCGCCAACAAUCGAAGAUCAUCGGCUCUUCGGGCCACCGAAGAGGGGGAAAGGAUCAAGGAAACUCUAACAAUCCAUUCUCAGACACUCGGCCAACAGCCAGCACGUCAAAUCAUCGAGAUGCUCGUCUCGCGAAGCAGAGCAGGGUUCACAAGAAUGAUCGGGACAGCGAUGUUGAAGAGGUCAACAGACCGGAAAAGCUGGGAAUGGGGACUGGAAAGAGCAGAUUAGACGAUCUCGCCUAUGCUCUCAAACCUCCUCCUCGCAAAACCGGAAGGAGACCAAUGAUGAACAAGGACGGACUCACUGCUUCGACGAGCUCCUCAAUGCCCAAACAGCAAAAAGAGAAUGGCCCAAAGGGCCAAGCUCCAAAGAAGACGUCAAUUCAAAGUUUCAUGGUCGCGAGGGCAUCGCGUCUGCCCCACGGGCCCUUUCGCGUGGACACGCUGUCCUUUUACAAUACGAACAUGAAAUUCAAUCGUAAAGAAAUUGGGAAGUGGCCGGUAGACUACGAUCAGCUAGACUCCCUGGAGAUAUGUGUCCAUGAGUCGCACCCCCUCGUCAGAAUAACACUAAAUCCCAAAGUUUUUGUCGACAACAUGAUUCUGAAAGGUCUUAUCGGUGAUGAUUCACUCGUGGCGAUGGAUGAACUGCACAUGACCCUAAUUCCAGGACAAUCAGACGACCUCGAAACCAUCCUGAGGAAUUUCCAUGAUAAGGCCAAAGCAAGUGCCAAGUCAUCAAAGCUACGGAACCACAUCAAUUUGAUCGAUGAAGAUGUUUGUCAUAUGUACAGAGAAGCUGAAGAGCAGGCAGAGGCAGCAGAAAGACGAAGUAACGGGGAAACCCUCGGAAGAAGACAUGACGAAAGAGGAGCCGAAAGCCGAACCCAAAAGGCAACGAAGGGGAAGUCGAGAUCGAAAAAGACCGAAGAGGAGGACAGCAAGCAGAGUAAACUAGAUUUUGCGCCCCGAACUCAGUCAGAGCGGUCGCUCGCGCGCCCAGUACGCAAAGCCGUUCAAGUUGCCAAGGAGAAAAGCGGAAAUGCUGCUCUAUAUCACGAAAUUGGUUCUUCUGACGACGAUGAGGUCCCUGUGCAUAUGCCCUUGGGCCCUCCCAUCAACAGAGACGAGCUCUACUUUCCUUAUCCUCUCCGCGAGAAAGCUGCUGUGACCAUCACUCGUGGCGAUGUGUUGCGAAUACAGCAAAAUGACUUUUUGAACGACACUCUCUUAGACUUCGGUUUGCGGCAUGUCCUGGACCAGUUCGACAACGACGCCAAAGAUGAAACUCAUAUAUUCAAUUCUUUCUUCUAUUUGAAACUUGCCAACAAGUCCAAAGGGAGCAAGCCCACACCGGAAGGGUGGGCGGCUUAUGACUCUGUCAAAAAGUGGACAAAAGGCAAGGAUAUCUUCAAGAAGAAGUUUGUUGUGGUACCAAUCAAUGAACAUUUUCACUGGUAUCUUGCUGUGAUCAUCAACCCUGCCGGCAUCUUGCGAGAGACAACCCCGCAGCCAAAUAUUCAAACAAGUACCAUCGAGUUCAAGUCGAGUCCCAAUCGACCUACCACACGGGCGGCCGCAGCUGCCGUGAAGGAGAAUGCCACCGCCGAAAUCGAAGUGCCGGCGUCUGCCGAUCAAGAUCCCUUGAUUUUGUACCAAGGCAAUGUCGAUGACAGUGAGCGGCAUGUCGCUGGGGAGUCUGUCCAUGAGAACCGGCCAACUCAGCCGGAUCGUAUACUGGAGACUCCGAUCGCUUCUCAGACCAUUGAGAAACCAAACGAAACCAGCCCAAAUAAUAACCUCUCGCCCCCGCCAUCCUCUCCACUCACGCCUAUAACGCCUGUUCCCGAACAUCUCUUGUCACCUGAUGCGCCGGUCUCCAGUGAUCCCAUUAACGCUCUAGAUCAGACGGGCGAUCAGGAUCAAGAUAUCCAGAUGCAGGAUGUCUCGUCUGCCGUUCAGAGCCUGGCCCUGGGGGUCAAGGUCAAUGGGGGGGCUGACUCCAAAGAAGGUAUUCGAGAUGCUUCUUUGCCGAGGAAGCUCAAAAUCCAAGCAAAGAGCAAGAUCUGCAAUGACAACAGUGACGAGGGCUCUGUCAAAAAUGAUGUUGGUGAGGAUAUUGAUCCGGCUCAAGGUGGAUACAUCGAUAUCAUGUCUUCAGCGUUUGCCCACAAUCGCCAACCUUCAGAAAAGGUACAGGCUGCAACAACGAUCGAAGACGAUGAUGACGUUGUGGAGAUAGCUGGCCCUGCAGCGGGGAAGAAGCACAAGAAGGGGAAAGCUUCGACCAACAAAGAUAAAAAGGCUCAUCCGAAAAAGAAGGGUGAUGAUGACAAUUUUCAAGACGGCCGAACCUGGAUUGUGACUUUUGACUCCCUUGGCGGGAAACAUCAGGCGGUCGGUAACACAUUGUCGCGUUGGUUAGAGUUUGAAGCGAAGGACAAGCAUGGCGUCGAUGUCAAGAGUGAUGCGGUAUAUCGGGCGGGAUAUGCCCCAGCCCAACCCAAUUUCGUCGAUUGUGGGCUAUAUGUUGUGUGGUACACUCAGCAACUUUUACAAAAGACAGACGCCAUUCUCGAGUUCGUUCAGCGCCAGCAACCAUACAAGACGGAUCCUGAUCGCAAGGAAUGGCAAAUUUCUCUCGAAAGCGCCUGGUCAGCGUCCGAAACAGCCAAUUUAAGGGACAAAUGGCUCGCCAUUAUGGAGAGUCUGAACUCGGAGUGGAAAAAGGUGAAAGAAGAAAGAGCGGCUGCUGGUAUUCCAGAGGACGUUGACGUGGAUGGAGAGGAAGGGGACAGCCAGAUCCAGGUUAUCGACAAGGAAGAGCAAGAAACCCUUCAGAAAGUGGUAAAGGCAGAGUACGAAGAAUAUCGCAGAUCUGGCAAUCUAGAGGGAUCUCAAAUCGGCAAACAACUGUCCCCUUUUCGAAUGGCUGCUGCUCUCAGGCCAGCAAUAGAAGAGGACGGCGAAUUUGCAGAAUCUCGGUAUGCCCAGCGGCGACUGUCGGCCCCUGCUAUUUCUUCCAAGUUUCGACCGGGACACGAGCCCGCGCCCCGCAGCAUGCCACCUCCUGACCGUACCUCGACACCUCAUCGACCUGCCCCCGAGAAGCGCCCCGCGCCAACUUCCGCCCAUCUUGAACCUGAUAUGCCCGGCUCGUACCCGCACUCCAGCCCAACCAAUGCAGCGCGAGAUACCACGCGAAGGAAGGCUAGAAGUUUAUCACCAGGUACUCAGGGAUCUCCUGAUUGGCCGGACAGAGCCGAGGAUGAUGAAGACGCUGUCACUCUCCGGGGCCAGCCGGAGGACGGAGGGGAAGAAAGGAGACCUCUAAACCCAACAACACGGAAUGACGACUCGGACGAGCUCGAUACAAGCGCAGACGAGCGAGUUCAAGAAGUCGAAGGGGGCCGACCUGGUCCUUCAAGGAGGCAUGCUGGGGGUGUUAUGGAAAAGGAGAGAGAAGGAGAGAACGACGACGCAAAGAUAGAAGAGGAGGAGGAGGAAGAAGAAGAAGAAGAGGAGGAAGAGGAAAAGGAAGAGGAGAUGGACGAACAAGCGUUAGGGGAAACUCUAAAGAGGGAAGAGUAUAGGUUACAAGCGCUUGACAUCCACGUCAGCAAUGGUCAUGGGCGCUCAGAGGCGAGUCCUGUCGCCGCUGAACCUCACAUGCCAACUACCGCUACCGUGGACCCUGAGAACGUCCAUCAUAUCCGAUACUCUUCCGAGGAUGGUGCAAGUCCCUCCCAUUCUGCAACGCCGACCAACGUCCCUCCCAAAGCGACGGCUGGGAGACAAAGUCUUUCAAAGGAGAGUAAAUACUUUGAUAACGGCAAAUCUAAACCUCUCGAGCCAACAGCUGUCAAAUCGGCGGUAGCGUCGUCCAGUUUCCCUCCGAGGCAUACUCCGAGCAGACCGAAUCCGGAGGCCCUUGUGCGAAUGUCUUCUGGUAACCGUGGCCACGUCAUCUCUGUCAAGAGUGGCGGUGACAAUAGCAAUGGUCCCUUUUCUUCUCUCAGCGCGAGUAGUCCUACUGGACCAUAUCUGCAAAAAGAAGCUCGCAUGGAGCAGGCGACCAGGGCAGGGAUGCAGGCCAAUCCGGGAAAGAAUGACGGGCUAGAGGUGGGGUCAGGGAGCGAAGACGAAGAGGAGAUGGGCAUCCCAGACGCUGGGGGGAAGGAGAGGGUGGCCGAGCUUUUGCUCGGGUCGGACCAGGAUACAGUGCCUGCUCGAGACAGAACACAGAUGCCGGCCUCUGCUAUGGGGAACCGUUUCAAAUCGCCUUCGAAGAGGCGUGUCGUUUCGGACGGGGGCCAAAGUGGUCCAGAUAGCAAGCGGAAGAAAACCGAGAAGGGGAGUCGCAGGGAAUCGGUGGCGCAUGGAGCAACAAAGGAGCAACCCAUAGAAUUGGAAGACGAUUGAGAUGUGUGUACCAGAUAUUGUAUUAGUAGGGCAUAUUCCGACGGGUCAUAUUAUGUCAGCAACAUUAUAAUAAUGCA
Molecule: messenger RNA, 5088 nt
Organism: Cryptococcus amylolentus CBS 6039
Lineage: Eukaryota; Fungi; Basidiomycota; Tremellomycetes; Tremellales; Cryptococcaceae
Exons: 14
Coding region: 68-5011 (1647 amino acids)
Biological process (GO): protein desumoylation
Cellular component (GO): cytoplasm; nucleus
Molecular function (GO): SUMO-specific endopeptidase activity
Source: RefSeq, a predicted model, not a curated record